Messenger RNA from Psylliodes chrysocephalus, 207 nucleotides. The record is from the annotation of a GenBank genome assembly. Lineage: Eukaryota; Metazoa; Arthropoda; Insecta; Coleoptera; Chrysomelidae.
AUGGUGUGUUCUAUAACAAUCCUAUUCAUGAUGCUCAUCUUCGUAAUCAUGUCUAUUGCCUGCUUCCGAUGGAAGAUGAACAGAGGACUAGGUUUUACCAUGUUCCUGCUCUACUUCGUGUUUGUCGCGGUGUCACUCAUGUUCGAGUACCAGUACCUUGUAUGUCCUUUCUAGAUCAUUCGAAGGAAACACUAUAUUAAACUUAAG